AAUAAGAGGAGGAGAAUAUGAAGCGCGUUCUACCGGGCUUGAUCGAUUGGGAACGGGUUCUGGCAUUUCGGUUUGUGUUCCCUGUGAUUUUGUGGAAUGUCAACAAUUUUGCCAAUGGUCAUGUGAGGUUGACCUUUCCGCCUGCGAGGCAGUACGCCUUGGAUUUCGCGGAUAACAUCCGGACUGAGCCACCGUGCGGAAUGCCCAGAAAUUUGCUUACUCAGUCGAUUUCGCAAGAAUCCUGCAACGGAGGUCAAUGGCAGACGAAUCAGACCAACACCAACACCGGCACGGUUUCAGACAUAAACAGCAUUGUUGUUCCCUAUGGCCGGUGUACGUGUCAAGCGGGUUCUUAUGGGGAAAAUUGUCAAUUCACCAAUGAAUGCGAGGGGGCAAAUGACUGUGGGUCGAACGGAGUCUGUGACUUUGUCAAUGGGACCAGUUUCCCCAAGAAGAUGUGCUUCUGCCGUCACACAUACUAUGGACCCAAGUGCUCUAAGAAUUCGGACAAGUACAAAAUGGAGCAGCUGAAGCUGAAUCAGUUUACUCGGCUUGGGGGAACUCCUCCGGAAGUUGAGAUCUACUGGCGAGUGUUCCGAUUUGACAAUGAAAUUGAGUUCGUUGUUCGGGUCAAAACGACGAAUUGGGUCGGCAUUGGCUGGCGUCCCAGUUAUUUGACCUCAUCUUGUCGGAAAUUCCCGGUCAACGCCACGGAUCCGGAUCCACUCAAUGGACCCACCAUUGAAGAGGUCACCAAUACCCCGGGCUUUGACUCGGGGGGCUUCAAUGCCUACGUUCACAGAGGCAUUUCAGAGAAGUUGAGAGUCAAGAGGAGUGGUUCAACCAUGGCUAGACAAGAAAAUGACGCAGAAUGGGCAACUGGAGAAUGGGUCUCAAGGAACACGGACGUUUACAAUGACGAUGGUUGGUCUCCAAAAGCUGUACAUCCCAUGGACUGCACUGACAUGGUCGUGGCUUUUGCAAGGGGAGAAACCAUCAAGAUUGGAGAUUAUUACACCAGAGACAGGUCGACUCCGAGACCGGAUUCGUUUUACGGUGGGACCGAAAGUCUUCUGGCAGCCGAUGGUUAUGAAAGAAACGGCACAACUACCAUUUAUUUCCGUCGGAAUAUUUUGCUGACUGGCUCUGCUCUGGAUCAGGCUGAUUACAACAUAACCAGCAGGAUGUACCUGAUCUGGGCCUACGGACAGAACCCAGUUUCGGAAUUGUACAAGCAUGACCCACCGAGUGGACUCGCUCUUGGGGCCGUGUCCAAUCCGAAUUUCUACGCCAUGGACGAGUUCAAAUACCAUGGAUCUGGAAAUCAACGAGGGGUUCAUUCUGUCGACCUUUUCGCUGACGAGGCAGUGACAUCUACCAUUGGCAAGUGCAGAGGGGAGUGGAUAUAUCCCAAGAAUUGCAACAUGUCCGAUGGAGCCUGUGAUUUUAGUGUCACUUGGGUUUACAACGGAACUUUGGACGAACUGGAUUUUCAUGUUUUAACUAGAAACUCGGACCGAUGGACCGGUGUCGGGUUUGCCAAAGAUCUUCGAGCUAAUCCGUUCACCGAUGGUGUCGUGAUUUUCGCCGGGACUGGAGGUCAAUUCGUGGGUGACGUUUACUGGAACGGAACUGCGAUUGUCGCGGACAAUCGUCAAGACAUCGCUAAUAUUUCCAUCAAACAAGAAGCUAUCAACAGCAAAAGUUUUUCAAAGAUCUACUUCACUCGGAAAAGAUUGACCGGAGAUGACGCUGGACAAGAUUUGCCUUUGGUGGAAGCCACUCAGGAAUGCGUUUACAUGGCAUUCCCCAUCAUGGGUGGAGAAUUCCGCUACGGAACCCAGGGUUCUGAAAGGGUUUACCAAAUGUUCCCACCAGAAUAUUUCCCGCACGUGACGAAAAGGCGAAUCUGCUUCGGUCCUUGCACCGGCGUUUCAGCUGCUUAUUAUCAAAUGGAAAUCGACAUCAAUGCCGGAUCUUUCAGUGGUAAUGGCCAACCUGGAUCCUUGGAAUACGCAGCAAAAAUGAAAGAGAUCUCAGACACUCUGAUCAAUGGACUUGACAGAGUCAGACUCGAUGCAAAUGACUCAACUUUGCCUCUAAAAUCCAUCCGAGCAGUGAAACUCACAAAGCCGGUAAACUCUACAAAUGGAAUGUUGAUUCGAGUUGUGGCUUUGAUGGAUUCCGGGCAAAACGAUCCGUCAACUUCUGCAAGCAUUCUAGAAAAUCGAAUGUUUCUGGCUCAAAUAAAAGGCUAUUACAAUAAUUUCCAGCUGACCAACAAUAGCAUCACCUUUGCAAAAGUCUCAGUUGUUUCCGGCGGAUUCUAUGGCUGGCCCAGGAGAGACCUCGGAAUCAAGCAAAUCAAGGACUUGAUUUUUCUCUUCACUAUCGCCACACUCGGUCUGACUCUGCUACUCCAAGCUUUAUGCACAGUGCGACGCACGGUAAGAAAAGGAGGAAGUUGCGUCGUCGCACCCUGAAAAGAAAACUCAAGAACCAAAAAAAAAAAGAAGAUAUGAAGGACAAAUGAACGUUUUUUGAUCAAUGCUCAGAACAUGAAGUGCAACUGCCAGAGCUCGUACUGUAUUUUCUUUCGGAUUUGCCGGAUGAUGUAUGCGCUCGUUCUCAUCAUCCUCACACACGAACGAAACAUAAAUGUUCUCAUUCGAUCGCGUAUUUUCAAAAUUUCGACAUUUGCAUCAAGAUGUUUAUUUCUGCGUGAAGCUCACUUUUUUUCCCCCACGCGCUUGUUCGUAUUUUUUUUGUGAAUUACCUUGAGAUUGUUCGUUGAGCAACGGAGAUACUGUUUGUCGAUUUUUUCGUCAUUCAAGCCGCGAGGGGGGAAAUUUUCAAGAAAACGGAAGAAAAUUCUCGGCGUACCUGUUAUUUGGUUCAUUUCUGGAGAAACGGUUAAGAAAUUUGUGGAUUCUUGAGCUUUGAAAUGAACGAGAACUUCGACUUUUUUUUUCAA
This is a messenger RNA of Notodromas monacha, 2974 nucleotides long. The record is from the annotation of a GenBank genome assembly. Lineage: Eukaryota; Metazoa; Arthropoda; Ostracoda; Podocopida; Cyprididae.